Messenger RNA from Babesia bigemina, 1884 nucleotides. Its product is annotated as ubiquitin-activating enzyme, putative. Gene Ontology annotation, biological process: protein sumoylation. The record is from RefSeq and is a predicted model, not a curated record. Gene Ontology annotation, cellular component: SUMO activating enzyme complex; cytoplasm. NCBI's taxonomy places the organism in Eukaryota, Apicomplexa, Aconoidasida, Piroplasmida, Babesiidae. Gene Ontology annotation, molecular function: SUMO activating enzyme activity. The coding region runs from base 1 to 1884 and encodes 627 amino acids. The transcript is spliced from 3 exons.
AUGUCGGUGCAAGCGGAGGAGAUUGCGGACGGCAGGAAGGAGUCAGUACCCAACCAUGCUGGCCUCGAUUCCCUGGGCGAUCCAGAUGAGUACAUCAAGGUGUUGCAAGACGUAUCGGUGUUGGUGGUCGGGGCAGGUGGUGUCGGGUGCGAGGUUAUCAAGAAUCUCAUUCUCUGCGGGCUGCGAAAACUGGUCAUAGUGGACCUCGACACCAUAGACAUAUCUAAUUUGAACCGGCAGUUCCUCUACAAGCGGCAGCAUGUGAAGAGAUACAAAGCAGAGGUUGCCUGCGAGCGCGCUCGAGAGGCGGCGCCGGGAUGUGACAUAUCGGCCAUGGUCGUCGACGUGCUAACAUGGCGCCCACAGGAUGUGGCAUGCUACGACGCGGUGCUUAAUGCACUCGACAACGUGAGAGCGCGCUCCCACAUCAACUAUUGUUGUAUGCAUGCAGGAGUCCCGCUGAUUGAGUCGGGGAGCAGCGGGUUCAAUGGGCAGGUCUACCCAAUACUACGCGGAGUUACACCUUGCUACGACUGUCACGCAAAGCCGCGCAGCAAGUCAUAUCCGGUUUGCACUAUUCGUCAAAUCCCGGAGAAGCCGGAACACUGCAUCGCCUGGGCCCGCCAACUCUACGAGUUGAUCUUCGGUGCGAAGGAUAAUGGGAAUAUUCUGAGCGACCUGGCAAUACCUCCCAUGCCGGUUGGUGAGGGAGUGAAGGUAGAGCAAGCGCGCAGUUGGGUUCGUGAUGUCUUCACCUUUCUUUUUGACACGCAAAUCGCGGAACUCAUCGACCUAAAGGAUAGGUGGACGGGAAGGCAGGCUCCGCAGUGUAUAAACUAUCCGUUUACAUCUGGAGAUGCGGAUGCCGCCGGGAAUUCCGUGGAGGAAAAGCUGCCUGAGAAUUUGGAAGAUGAAGAUGAAGCCGCUGAUGUCUCUAAAAGGGGUCGCGUGGAAAAUAGUACGCACAGUUCAGACGACGACUCACCCCAAGCCAAAUCAAGAAAAAUCUAUGCGCAUACAGUGGAAUCUCAAAGCGACGCGCUCAGUGAACCGAUUUCCCCGAACGUGGCGAAACAAAAUCAACAAGAGAUGAAGAUUGCUGACAAGUUUCGCACGUGCGACACCAACGAGUUGGCUGAACAGUUCAUAAGCUCUGUGAUGCAACUGUUACUUGAUCGGCCGGAUGAUUUGGGCCGCGCCGUGUUCGACAAGGACGACCCGCUGUGCAUACAGUUCGUGGCGGCCGCGGCGAAUCUGCGCAUGAUAAACUUCCACAUACCGCAGGUCAGCGCUUGGGACGUUCAGUCCAUAGCAGGGGCGAUCAUACCCGCUAUUGCUGCGACCAACGCCAUUGUCGCCGCAGCCCAGGUGAUGCAACUCGUACAUCUCCUGCAUGCGCGACGGGCGGGAGGCGGAACGAUUUCCAGGGAAACCUUGGAGGCGAGCCGUUGCAGAUUCGUCUGGGUAAAGUCGUGCGUGACCGGCUCCACACCCCUGAAGAAGGGGGCGCUAUGCAGCCCUGAUGUGCUUGACAUGCCAAACGCCAGCUGCACCGUGUGCCAACAACAGCUUGCACGGGUAGAGCUGCAUUCCCUGGAACACUGGACCCUGGCAAAGUUCGCAUCGCGCAUAUGCAACGAACGCAUGGGAAUGGAGGCCGUCAGUAUAGAUGUCGAUGGGCGGAACAUACUUGACCCCGACUUUAUGGAGGAAGACGAGACGUACGCCAAGCGGAUCAGGGAAUGGACCAUGCUGCAACAUGGGCUGCAGCACCAAUCCAUUCUGACUCUCACAUCGUCGGUUAGCGGCAAGCAGCUGGAAUUGCAACUGCUAGUGGAACCUUCGGUGUCGUCAGAUGAUUUCGUUUUGAGUGGAUUCGAUUGA